CCCAGCAGGCCACCGUGUGAAUUUUCACAGGGAAAUCAUGGAGCCCCUGCGCGUCGUCUUCCUCCUGCUCUGCUUCUUCCCCGCUCUCCAUCCUUUCUGCUCCGCUGAGGCGGCUCCGACGCUAGUCACCAGCCUUCCGGGCUUCGACGGCGCCCUCCCGUUCCGCCUCGAGACCGGGUACGUGACCGUGGACGAGGAGAACGGCGCCGAGCUCUUCUACUACUUCAUCGAGUCCGAGGACGACCCGCGGCGCGACCCGGUCCUCCUCUGGCUCACCGGCGGCGACCGCUGCUCCGUGCUCAGCCCGCUCUUCUUCGAGAUAGGUCAGCAACUUCACCUCUGGCUAUGA
Messenger RNA from Lolium rigidum, 349 nucleotides. Its product is annotated as serine carboxypeptidase-like 3. The coding region runs from base 38 to 349 and encodes 103 amino acids. Gene Ontology annotation, molecular function: acyltransferase activity, transferring groups other than amino-acyl groups; serine-type carboxypeptidase activity. Gene Ontology annotation, biological process: secondary metabolic process; proteolysis. NCBI's taxonomy places the organism in Eukaryota, Viridiplantae, Streptophyta, Magnoliopsida, Poales, Poaceae. The record is from RefSeq and is a predicted model, not a curated record. The transcript has 2 exons.